AUGGCGGCGCUCGUGGAGCUCUUCACGAGAUCCUUGUCGUCCUCGACGCCCGUGGACUGGGAGGCGGAGGCCUACCCGGCGUACGGCGACUACGCCGUUCUCCCCAUCCUCGUCGCCUUCUUUCCCGCCCUGCGCUUCCUCCUCGACCGGUUCGUCUUUGAGAUAUUAGCAAGAAGACUUAUAUUUGGAAAAGGAUAUGACAAGCUUGCUGAAACAGACGAAAGGAGAAAGAAAAUCAAUAAAUUUAAGGAGUCGGCCUGGAAAUUUGUUUAUUUUCUUUCGGCAGAGGUCCUUUCAUUAUCUGUAACAUACAACGAGCCAUGGUUUACAAACACCAGAUACUUCUGGGUAGGGCCUGGUGAGCAGCUCUGGCCUGAUCAAAAGAUGAAACUGAAGCUUAAGGCUGUAUACAUGUAUGCUGCUGGAUUUUACACAUAUUCCAUCUUUGCCCUUCUGUUCUGGGAAACAAGACGCAAGGAUUUCGGAGUCUCGAUGUCUCACCAUGUGGCAACUGUUGUUCUGAUUGUUAUGUCCUACAUUUGCAGGUUUGUACAUGAGUGUAAUUGCCCUUCUAUACGUAAUGAUACACAGCAUUGCCAGGUCUUGAUGUUAUUGCUAUUUCUAAACAGAUUAUCUCGUGCUGGCUCGGUCAUUUUAGCCGUCCAUGAUGCGAGUGAUAUAUUCCUAGAGAUCGGAAAGAUGGCCAAGUAUAGUAGCUGUGAGGGGCUAGCUGUUGUAGCAUUUCUACUUUUUGUGGCUUCUUGGAUCCUUCUUCGGCUAAUAAUUUUCCCUUUCUGGAUCCUGAGAAGCACAAGCUAUGAAGUAGCUGUGAUCCUUGACAAGGAGAAAAAAGAAUUUUACAGCUCCGUAUACUACUAUCUUUUCAACAGUCUCCUGUUCUCACUUCUAGUCCUUCACAUAUAUUGGUGGGUACUGAUUUACCGAAUGCUAGUCAAACAAAUCCAAUCCAGAGGACGUGUUGGUGACGAUGUUCGAUCCGAUUCUGAGGGUGAAGAAGACCACGAAGAUUAA
This is a messenger RNA of Triticum turgidum subsp. durum (durum wheat), 1032 nucleotides long. The record is from the annotation of a GenBank genome assembly. NCBI's taxonomy places the organism in Eukaryota, Viridiplantae, Streptophyta, Magnoliopsida, Poales, Poaceae.